Molecule: messenger RNA, 408 nt
Organism: Trichoderma reesei QM6a
Lineage: Eukaryota; Fungi; Ascomycota; Sordariomycetes; Hypocreales; Hypocreaceae
Exons: 3
Coding region: 1-408 (135 amino acids)
Source: RefSeq, a predicted model, not a curated record
AUGGCUCUCAGAGUAGCUCUCAUUCUAGGUGCUGGACCAAAUGUCGGGAUCAAUGUUGCCAAGGCCUUCGCAGCACAGGGUUACAAAGUGGCAAUUGUUUCUCGAUCCAGAAAGGACAAUGAGGACACUAGGCAAUUUUCCCAAGUCCAGGCGGAUUUCGGGGACCCGACCUCGAUCAAGGACAUAUUUGCUACGGUGACACGCGAACUGGGUCAUCCCAGCGUUGUGGUCUAUAACGAAUACAAGACGUCGGGCUACAAGUUUUACUUCGCGGACCAGCGCAAAUCUGACGGAAGCCCGGUAUAUGGCGCCAUUAGCGGCCCGGCUCACGGCUCUUUCCACACGGAGCUCGCUGCGCAGCAGUCCCAAGGGCCAUGGAACGCAAUCUUUGUUAAGGACCAAGGCUAA